AUGGGCGCCUUCGCAUCGAGGUUCUGGUUCAUGAUGUUCCCUGCGAAAGAGUAUAAGAUCGUUGUUGUUGGUUUGGACAACGCCGGUAAAACGACGACGCUUUAUAAGCUUCAUCUGGGUGAAGUCGUCACCACUCAUCCAACCGUAGGAAGCAAUGUGGAAGAGCUCGUUUACAAGAAUAUCCGCUUCGAGGUUUGGGAUCUUGGUGGGCAAGAUAGGCUGAGAACAUCAUGGGCAACGUACUAUAGAGGGACGAACGCUGUAAUUGCGGUUAUCGAUAGCACGGACAGAGCAAGGAUCUCUUUGAUGAAAGACGAGCUUUUCAGGUUGCUCGGGCAUGAGGAUCUUCAGCACUCGGUUAUUCUCGUGUUUGCGAACAAACAGGACUUGAAAGACGCUAUGACCCCGGCUGAAAUCACGGACGCGCUUAACCUUCACAGCAUCAAGAACCAUGACUGGCACAUUCAAGCAAGCUGUGCAGUCACUGGAGAAGGAUUGCAUGAUGGGCUUGGUUGGAUUGCCCAGAAAGUUACUGAUAAAGCUUCAAGUUGA
Molecule: messenger RNA, 552 nt
Organism: Microthlaspi erraticum
Lineage: Eukaryota; Viridiplantae; Streptophyta; Magnoliopsida; Brassicales; Brassicaceae
Source: the annotation of a GenBank genome assembly